Messenger RNA from Eruca vesicaria subsp. sativa (arugula), 459 nucleotides. The record is from the annotation of a GenBank genome assembly. NCBI's taxonomy places the organism in Eukaryota, Viridiplantae, Streptophyta, Magnoliopsida, Brassicales, Brassicaceae.
AUGUUUAUCUUUCAGCUUUCUCUUUUGGAUCAUUUGUCCACCCCACUCGGUGAGGAAGGAGAGGAAACUUUCUACACCACUUAUGAUGAAGUCAGUGAUAGCUUUGAUGCAAUGGAACUCAGCGAAAUUCCUCUUUACUUCAAGAAGGCGAUUGAUGAAGCUGAGAGUGAGUGGAGUCAGCACAAUGCGAAGAAGCUCAUAGACACAAGCGUCAAGGGUCUCGGGAACUCUAUUCCCAAGAAUUUCCCUUCCUUCCACGUUGAGUUUGGUCUAGACAAAGGGUUUUCUCACGUGAUUGAUGAUGAGCAACAGUUCAAUACCAAUCUUGGACUGAAUGUAAUCAGAGGAAUGCUAGAGUUGCCGGACGAAGACAUGUACAGAAGAAGAAGAAUGCAUGAGUCAUGGGAGAGCCAGAAAGAAGGCAGUUGUGAGCUUUGCACGAGAAUGGGAACACUUUGA